AUUGUAUUGUAUGAAUUGGAGUUAAUGCAAAGAACUAAACACAUGCUAGUGUGUUGUGUCAUUUAGCUGCCAUUCUUGAAGACUGUGGAAAUCUCUGCAAAUAGAAACAUGGAUUUUAUGGCCAGAAGUUUAAAAGAAGAUUAUUUGACAUGCGUGAUAUGCUUCGAACUAUUUACAGAACCAAAAAGCUUGCCAUGUCUUCACACAUUUUGUGAAGGCUGCUUGAAAGUCUUAUUAGAUAAGUCGUCUAACAAAUUAGAAUUGACUUGUCCAACAUGCCGGGAAACUGUCCAAUUACCAUCUGAAUCAGUGUCUUCUUUGAAAACAAACUUUAUCUUUAAGGACAUUAUCGUCAAAUUAUGUUGCUCUAAAAUUUCUCGGCCUACACGAUUGUGCUCCUUCUGCAUCCUUCAUUCAAAAGAGGUGGAGGCUACCCACAAAUGCGUAACAUGCUUAGAUUUGCUAUGUUCCUUCUGUGUGCGACAUAGACAUCUCUUCACUAGACAGACUGUGUACCAUACAGUUAUUAGUCUUAACGAUUAUUUGGCGGGAAAGUACAAGAAAGAGAAGAACCAUGAAAUACUAUGCGAAAAACACCACGACAAGAUACGUUUCUUUUGCCCGCAAUGUUCUGUUCCAAUCUGCAGUGAAUGUGCUCUGAUGGAACAUAGAUAUCAUGAAUAUGUGCCAUUUGCAGAGGCAAGACACAUUAUAAAAGAAGAGAUAGAGAUAAGUUUAAAGGAAUCAAAAGCAAAACAAGAAAAACUUAAACAAGCAAAAGUCUCUCUUAUUUCAAAAUCGGAAGAGAUCUCAUCGAAUGAAACCUCCCUCCUUGCUAUUGUUGAUUCAACUUUUAAGGAAAUUCAAUUAAGAAUAAACAAACAUCGUCUUAAUAUUGAGGAACAAAUCAAGAGAAAGUCAUGUGAAGAGAAUGAAAAAAUCAAGGUCUACAUUACUGAAAAUUUGAAUCUCCAAUUACAGAUAGAAGAAUCAGUCUCGUUUUGUGAAAAAAUUUUGUCAAACAGAAGUGAUAUGGAAGUAGUUUUCUUCCUGGAAGAUAUGAAAUCAUCAUUAAUAAAAUGCUCAAAUCAAGAUGAUCAGAAUUACCAGGUUAUUCUUCAAAGUUUGGAAAUCAAUGUCGAAAGAGAACUUCACAAAAUCUUUAAUUUGAAAGAAGUUGUCAAUGAUGCUAAUGCUUCAACAUCAGCCACAGUGAACUCUGACACGUCUCUUACUGCUCACGACGAGGAACAAAACACUGAGUCAACAGACCCAGAGUAUUCAGAAAAUAACACUGACAACACACUGGAAAGGGAAAUCUUAAACGAGUCACAGACAAAUGCUGCAGGUCCUACAGCUAUCUCUCCAAAAUGUUUGAAAACAUAUGACCUAUCAGGAAUUUCAUGCGAAAAGCCUAGAAAUUAUUCUUCUGUUACUUGGAUUAGUAAAACUUCAUUCGCUCUCGUAGACGAACAAAACCAGACUGCAGUAGUCGUCAACGAUGCACGUGGAAAAACCAAAGUAUUUUCCCAUCCGGUUCAGGAAAUUGUUACCAUUGCUUAUUUCAACGACUAUCUCGCAUGCAAAACACAGUCAGGAGAUAUCUAUAUUUAUUCUUAUCCGGACUGGAAAUUGGAAAGAACUUUUAAAGGAGCUUACGCCCUAUCAUCGCGCUCUUCUGAGUUGAUUUGGGUUACGAAAGAAAAGAUAAUGAUUUUUGCGAAAUACUCUAUUGAGGAAAAGGACAUCAAAGAUGAAGAGGGAAAGUCCUUUAAGUUUAGAAGGCCAUUCCAGUUCUGUUGUCUUCCUAAUAAGUCCUUUGCGCUUACAGAUAAGUAUUAUGAGAGUCUGUAUAUGUUAGAUCAAAGAGGACACAUCUCGGCAAGACUUACGCUACCUGGGAAACUAGGUGCACUUUCAUGCGACCAAGAUAAUCGCAUUUACUUGACCUGCUAUGAAUCGAAUUUUGUCAGCAUCCUAGACACAAACGGAAAAUGUCUGAAUACAAUAUCUCUGUGUUGCAUUCUAAAUAGACCUAAAACAAUUUCUGUUCGAAAUGAGGAAGCAAUGUUGGUUGCGAAUAGAGAUGAAGUCGUUCUUCUUUCACUUACAUGAAUUUCUAUGUGACACUAUAAUUGGACUAAAAGCAGAAUGUAGCAAAUAUGCUUAAAAACUCAUUAGUAUAAAAUAAUACCUAAAUACGUGUAAACAAAAGAAAGAAAAGAUAUUAACUGGACAAUAAAUUAAGAAAAAUGCAUUGUACUUACAAUACUAGGAAUUAAUAAAACGCGUUUGUAAACAUGAAGAAAUGUAAAUUAUUUGAUACCCGUAAGAAUUCUAAGAUAAGAUUAUAACUAUCAUAGUAGAAUGUGUUAAGUUCAAUCAAAAUUCAUAUAAACAAGAUUUAUCGAUUGAUAAAAUGUGUAUGUAAGUAAUUUCUUGUAUAGAAAUAUAACCAAAAACAUCUCUGAAUUUAGUUUACUCAAAAGGGAUUUCUGGAACAAUUUGGACUAAAUUUACGUAUAUAAUUAUGUCAUAUUUGGGACAGAAAGAUGUGUUCAAGUGUAAUAAAUUUCAAAUAUAUUUUAGGACUAAUCACACAAAAUUGUAACAGAUAUCAACAAUUCUAUAUUUCAUAUCAAGAAGGUUUGUGGGAGGGGGUAAAUAUUGUAAAAUUAAGUUUUUGAUGUAGCAACUAAUUACAAAAAUCAAUCAGAUUUAUUUAAUAUGUGACACAAAGUCUAAUAUGUUUAACAAAAAAGAAAAGUUAUUUUCUAUCUUGCUAUUUUCAUUUCUAAAUGUUAACUAAACUUUGAAAAUAGUGUUUUUACAUUAAAAGCGACAAUAAUCUUAUAAAAAUCAUCUUUCAGAAUUUUGGUAAUUAUCGGUUUUACAAAUGUCCAAUCCACACUUUGCAAAAGUUGUUCCCCUUUACAGUGUCAACCAAAAGGUCAAAAGGGAAAAAACAACUUUUCCCUUCUUUAUGCAGCAAAAUAUUUAGGCGUCCUGUGAAGAAAUCUCUUGGAAUCAUUUUAUUACUUCGAUGUGUGGGUUGCCCCAACUUGGGGCAAUCAAAAUUCACAGCGAAACCGGAUUCUAAUGUCAAAUGACGAAGUUACAACCCUCUAAACUACAAAGGCUACUGUGGGAAAUAUAUGGGUUUUCCACCAAAGAUGGCGGCAAAGGGACAUAACUUUUGUUAAGUGUGGAUUGGUCUAUGAAAUCUUAAUCCUAACCUUUUGUUCGAGCUUUUGUGAACCUCAUAUAUGAAUAUACGUAAAAAAUAUUGAUCUAUUUUAUUAUUUUAAACAACUUGUUUUAAUGUGAUAUUUUGUUUGAUUUUGUACUUGGUUUUUAGUUGCUAAUUUCAUUUUCUGGUUUAUGAUGUUCUAAUACUUUUGAUUUAGUCUGAAAUUUAAAAAAAUGUGUAGCUUCUGAUUGCAAGGGUUGCUCUGAAUGCAUUAACGAUUAAAAAUUGACAUUUCAAAUCUUUCUUUUUUAUUUU
Messenger RNA from Magallana angulata, 3505 nucleotides. RefSeq names its product tripartite motif-containing protein 55-like. The transcript has 2 exons. Gene Ontology annotation, cellular component: chromatin; nucleoplasm. Gene Ontology annotation, molecular function: zinc ion binding; ubiquitin-protein transferase activity. Gene Ontology annotation, biological process: positive regulation of DNA-templated transcription. The coding region runs from base 109 to 2115 and encodes 668 amino acids. The record is from RefSeq and is a predicted model, not a curated record. NCBI's taxonomy places the organism in Eukaryota, Metazoa, Mollusca, Bivalvia, Ostreida, Ostreidae.